This is a messenger RNA of Phaethon lepturus (White-tailed tropicbird), 1983 nucleotides long. RefSeq names its product ADAM metallopeptidase with thrombospondin type 1 motif, 5 (gene ADAMTS5). The transcript is spliced from 8 exons. Gene Ontology annotation, cellular component: extracellular matrix. The annotation marks the transcript as partial. Gene Ontology annotation, biological process: proteolysis; extracellular matrix organization. Gene Ontology annotation, molecular function: metalloendopeptidase activity. The record is from RefSeq and is a predicted model, not a curated record. NCBI's taxonomy places the organism in Eukaryota, Metazoa, Chordata, Aves, Phaethontiformes, Phaethontidae.
CUGGUGGCCGACGCCUCCAUGGUCCGCAAGUACGGGAAGGGGCUGCAGCACUACCUGCUCACCUUGUCCUCCAUCGCCUCCCGGCUCUACGCCCACGCCAGCCUGGAGAACCAUGUCCGGCUGGCCGUGGUGAAGGUGGGGGCCCUGGGUGAGAAGGAGAAGGGGCUGGAGGUCAACAGGAACGCUGCCACCACCCUCAAGAACUUCUGCAAGUGGCAGCACCAGCACAACCGCCUCGACGACGACCAUGACGAGCACUACGACGCUGCCAUCCUCUUCACCCGCGAGGAUUUAUGUGGGCAUCAUUCAUGCGAUACUCUGGGAAUGGCAGACGUUGGGACCAUAUGCUCUCCUGAGCGCAGCUGUGCAGUGAUUGAAGAUGAUGGCCUCCAUGCAGCUUUUACAGUGGCUCACGAAAUUGGGCACUUGCUUGGGCUUUCCCAUGAUGACUCCAAAUUUUGUGAGGAGAACUUUGGCUCCAUGGAAGAUAAGCGCCUGAUGUCCUCCAUUCUGACUAGCAUUGAUGCUUCAAAACCCUGGUCUAAAUGCACUUCAGCAACUAUAACAGAAUUUUUUGAUGAUGGUCAUGGUAACUGUUUGCUGGACCAACCGAGAAAGCAGAUCUUGGGCCCCGAGGAGCUUCCAGGACAAACCUACGAUGCCAUUCGCCAGUGCAAACUGGCGUUUGGACCCGAAUACACAGUCUGUCCUGGUAUGGAUGUGUGCUCUCGCCUCUGGUGUGCAGUUGUGCGCCAAGGUCAGAUGGUUUGUCUGACUAAGAAGCUUCCUGCUGUGGAGGGAACACCAUGCGGAAAAGGGAGGAUCUGCCUCCAGGGAAAAUGUGUUGACAAAACCAAGAAGAAAUACUACUCAGCUUCAAGCCAUGGUAACUGGGGGUCCUGGGGACCUUGGGGACAGUGCUCCCGUACCUGUGGCGGAGGAGUUCAGUUUGCUUAUCGUCACUGCAAUAACCCAGCCCCAAGAAACAACGGCCGGUACUGCACCGGCAAGAGGGCCAUCUACCGCUCCUGCAACGUUGCACCCUGCCCAGCAAAUGCUAAAUCUUUUCGACAAGAGCAGUGUGAAGCAAGGAAUGGCUAUCAGUCUGAUGCAAAGGGUGUCAAGACAUUUGUUGAAUGGGUCCCCAAGUAUGCUGGAGUACUUCCCGGAGACGUUUGCAAGCUUACCUGCCGAGCCAAAGGAACUGGUUAUUAUGUGGUAUUUUCUCAGAAGGUAACUGAUGGUACUGAAUGUCGACCGUACAGUAAUUCAGUCUGCGUCCGGGGAAAAUGCAUCCGAACUGGUUGUGAUGGCAUCAUCGGUUCAAAGCUCCAGUACGACAAAUGUGGGGUGUGUGGAGGAGACAAUUCCAGCUGCACGAAAGUCAUGGGAACCUUUACGAAAAAGAGCAAGGGCUACACAGAUAUAGUGAAAAUCCCGGAAGGGGCAACCCACAUCAAAGUUCGGCAGUUCAAGACUAAGGACCAGAGCAGGUUCACUGCCUACCUGGCCCUGAAAAAGAAGAACGGUGAGUACCUUGUCAAUGGAAAAUAUAUGAUCUCCACUUCAGAAACAAUCAUUGACAUCAACGGGACUGUCAUGAACUACAGCGGCUGGAGUCACAAAGAUGAUUUCCUGCACGCAAUGGGACACUCUGCCACAAAAGACGUUCUUAUUGUGCAGAUACUUGCAACUGAUCCAACUCAGCCAGUGGAUGUCCGCUAUAGUUUCUUUGUGCCAAAGAAGCAAGGGCAAAUGACUAACUCUGUCAUCAGCAGUGGCAGCAGCAGCAGCAAAGUAACUCCACAGCUCAUGCAACCCCGCUGGGUGACGGGGCCGUGGCUUUCUUGUUCUCGAACAUGCGACACAGGAUGGCACACCAGGACUGUCCAGUGCAAAGACGGGCAUGGAAAAUUAGCUAAGGGAUGUCUUCUCUCUCAGAGACCGUCAGCUUUUAAACAGUGCUUGUUGAAAAAGUGUUAA